GGAGAGGUGGCGGCAGGCCGAGGACAGGCCGGAAGAGGAGAGGCCGGCUGAGGCUGCCCGGCUCCCCAGCACCUGUGCUCGCACCCCAGGCUCCAACACCUGAGCUCCCAGCUGCCUCUUUGAGUCAGUGCAACUCUGGUCACCUCUUCAGCUCAGCCCCAGGGUGUGGGCCCUGAAGGAUUACCCUGAUCCGCCCUCUCUUAGGACACGGGAGUGUUAACCGCAGAAUCAGGUUCACAUGGACACGCUAACGAAGCAGAGGCGUGUCUGGAAAGAGGAGUUCUGGCAGAACCCCUGGGACCAGGGGGGCCUGGCAGUGGUCAGCAUAUUCAUCGUCAUGGUCCUGAUGCUCAUGAUGUUCGCGACUGUGUUUGGGGCACUCCUUCCACUCGAGAAGGUCGACCAGCUUGACGAGUCAUGACCUGACUCUCUGGGGGCCUGGGGGGCUACCUGUUAUAUACUCUCCAAACACCAUGGACCUUUUCCUCAAAGCCCUUAUACAGCCUAAAAUUAUACAUUUUUAUGUGAUUCUCUGAUAAGUGCC
Molecule: messenger RNA, 544 nt
Organism: Molossus molossus (Pallas's mastiff bat)
Lineage: Eukaryota; Metazoa; Chordata; Mammalia; Chiroptera; Molossidae
Gene: ERLN
Product: small integral membrane protein 6
Exons: 3
Coding region: 239-421 (60 amino acids)
Source: RefSeq, a predicted model, not a curated record